Trematosphaeria pertusa is the source of this 603-nucleotide messenger RNA. RefSeq lists its product as uncharacterized. The transcript is spliced from 2 exons. NCBI's taxonomy places the organism in Eukaryota, Fungi, Ascomycota, Dothideomycetes, Pleosporales, Trematosphaeriaceae. The record is from RefSeq and is a predicted model, not a curated record. Bases 1 to 603 code for a protein of 200 amino acids.
AUGAAGCUUGUCGUCCUCCUUCUCGCAGCGGCUUCUGCUGCUUGGGCACAGGACACCGUCUCCGCAACCGGUGGAGCGUGCGAGCCUCAUGGGGAUCACUGGCACUGCCCGGAGGGCGUCCCGGAGCCGACCACUCCUCCGCCAGCUGAGUCCGCCGUUGAGACCACCCUUGCGACCUCUACUGUGCCGGCCGAGUCUGCGCCAGCUUCCAUCACUGCGACUGUGACGGAAGACCACGACCACGAGGAGUCCGUCACCGUCGGCACUACGUGCGAACCGCAUGGCGAUCACUGGCACUGCCCGUCCGGUGUCCCCGAGCCGACCACUCCCCCAGCUGCCGUGACUACCGCCACUGAAGAUGACCACGAGCACGAGGCCACUGCCACCACUUGCGAGCCGCAUGGAGAUCACUGGCAUUGCCCGUCCGGAGUCACUGAGCCAACCACACCGCCUGCUGCCGAGACGACUACCCCUUCCGGAAACGCUACCGGAACUCCCACAACACCAACUCCAAGCCAAUUCACCGGCGCUGCUGCUGACGUGGUUCGCGGUGGAAGUUUCGCAGCGGCAGUCCUGGGCGCCGCAGGCGCUUUCUUCAUUUGA